AUGGUCAAUGCCCAUGUGCCCAUCCUUGCCAGCUUCUUCUCUGGAGCUGACUUGAAGCCAGCCUUCAGGCUGUCCAGGGACAGCUUCAAGCUGCUGAUGCAGAUGCUGCCAGGUGAAAAAACUCACGGCUGGGGACGUGACAUAGAGGUGCUGGUGACUCUCUACUGGCUUGCCUGUGGAGCCUCUUACAGGGUCACUGCUGACGUCUUUUCAAUGCCCUUGGCCACAGUCUGCAGGAUUGUUCAUAACCUGGUGGAGGCAUUGAUGACGAUACUCCAUCGAGUCAUUCAUUUCCCAAAGCCAGAGGAAAUGGAGGAGGUGGGGGCUGGCUUUGUCUGCCUUGCUGGCCAUGAGGCAUUCCGGCAUGCGGCUGGUGCCAUCGACGGGUGUCACAUCCGAAUUGUUCCUCCUGCAGAGCCACAGAAAAAAUAUUAUUACAACAGAAAACUGUUCCCUUCCAUUCUUUUGCAAGGCAUCUGCAACGCAAAGGGCGCAUUUGUGGAUGUCUACAUUGGCAAUCCAGGAUCAGUGCACGAUGCACUUGUUCUUCGGAGAUCACCAAUGUACCGCCAGGCCCUGUAUCCUCCAGAUGGGUACUUUCUCCUUGGAGAUGGAGGAUAUCCAUGCCUGCACCAUCCUGUUGCUAUUAUGACUCCAUUCCGCCAGCCUAUAGCAAGCCAAGUUGAAGCCCGGUUCAACAGGCAUCAUGCCAGAGCGAGGAGCAUUAUAGAGCGCACCUUUGGCAUCCUGAAGACGCGCUGGCGCUCCAUCUUCCUGAGGGCCCUAGAGAUCCGACCUUUGUUCGUACCAAAGGUUGUUGCUGCCUGCUGCAUUCUGCACAAUAUAUGUGUGGCAGCAGGUGAUAUCCUGGAUCUGGAUGAAGAGGAGGAGGAAGAGGAAGUCCCGGUCCCCGAUGACAGUGAGGAUGAUGCAGACAAUGCUGACACUGAAGAGAGGGCGCUGUCAGGGAACGUUGUUCGCGGAAGGCUUGCCGCUCAAAUUUCUGCUCCAGAGGCACUGCCAGUAUUUCUGGGUGAACAUGACUACAUCUAA
Molecule: messenger RNA, 1053 nt
Organism: Notolabrus celidotus (New Zealand spotty)
Lineage: Eukaryota; Metazoa; Chordata; Actinopteri; Labriformes; Labridae
Product: putative nuclease HARBI1
Exons: 2
Coding region: 1-1053 (350 amino acids)
Source: RefSeq, a predicted model, not a curated record